Raphanus sativus (radish) is the source of this 2070-nucleotide messenger RNA. RefSeq lists its product as uncharacterized. The record is from RefSeq and is a predicted model, not a curated record. NCBI's taxonomy places the organism in Eukaryota, Viridiplantae, Streptophyta, Magnoliopsida, Brassicales, Brassicaceae. Bases 1 to 2070 code for a protein of 689 amino acids. The transcript has 6 exons.
AUGUGGUACCUACCCAUUAAAGACAGGUUAAAAAGAUUAUACCAAUCGGAGAGGACUGCUGCAUGGAUGAGGUGGCAUGCUGAACAUGUCCAGAAGGAUGGCGAGGUCGCUCACCCAUCAGAUGCAAGGGCGUGGAAACAUUUCAACAAGGUAUACCCAGAUUUCGCUGAAAAUAUUCGGAAUGUCUAUCUUGGGUUAUGCACCGAUGGAUUUAGUCCAUUUGGUAUGUCUGGGAGACAGUAUUCUUUGUGGCCAGUUAUUCUUACGCCGUACAACCUGCCGCCGGACAUGUGUAUGGAACAAGAAUUUCUAUUCUUAACCAUAUUAAUCCCUGGGUCGAAGCAUCCAAAACGGUCGUUGGAUGUAUUUCUUCAACCACUGAUACAGGAGCUAAAGGAGUUGUGGUCAGAAGGGGUAAGAACUUAUGAUUGUUCCACGAAAACCAAUUUUACGAUGCGAGCAGUUCUGCUGUGGACGAUAAGUGACUUUCCUGCUUAUGGAAUGUUGUCUGGCUGGACAACUCAUGGAAGAAGAAAUAAGACAUUGUUUAGGAAAAACAAAGUUGUCAGAGACAGUCCUCCUCCAUAUCUCACAGGCCAGCAGAUCGAGGAGGAUAUUGAUUAUUACGGAGCUCAGAAAACUGUGAAGAAAGGAGGAAACUGGCAUGUUCCUGGUAAUAUGCCUGAUGGGUAUGGGAUAUCUCACAAUUGGCAUAAGAAAAGUAUAUUUUGGGAGCUAACUUACUGGAAAGAUCUUCUUUUACGCCACAACCUGGAUGUGAUGCAUAUAGAGAAGAACUUUUUUGACAACAUCAUGAAUACAAUACUGAACGUCCCAGGGAAGACAAAAGAUAACAAAAAGUCAAGGAUGGACUUACCCGAUAUUUGCUCAAGAAGUGAGUUACAUAUCAAGAGCAAUGGAAAUGUUCCUGUUCCCAUCUUUCGAUUGUCAUCAGAAGCGAAGUCAACUUUGUUUGACUGGGUUGCAUCAGAAGUGAAGUUUCCUGAUGGUUACGUUUCAAAUCUGUCAAGAUGUGUUGAACGAGGUCAAAAGUUCUCAGGAAUGAAGAGUCAUGAUUGUCAUGUGUUUAUGCAACGACUACUUCCAUUCGCUUUUGCUGAGCUCCUUCCAACAAAUGUACAUGAAGCACUUGCAGCGAUCGGAGCUUUCUUCAGAGACCUUAGCACACGUACGUUCAAGGAAGAAGUCAUCGAACAACUUCAUGAGAACAUCCCGAUCAUAGUGUGCAACCUAGAGAAGAUAUUUCCUCCAUCAUUUUUUGACGUCAUGGAACAUCUAGUUGUCCACCUCCCGUACGAAGCAUUACUUCGCGGACCUGUUCACAAUGGAUGGAUGUAUCCAUAUGAGCGCUCUAUGAAACAUUUGAAGGGGAAAGCAAGAAAUCUUGCAAAGGUGGAAGGUUCGAUUGUGGCUGGAAGUUUGACAGCAGAAACAUCUAACUUCACAUCAUACUACUUUGCUUCAACGGUUCGUACGAGGAAAAGAGUUCCUAGAAGAUAUGAUGAUGGUGGAGUACCGCAAUCUUAUGCAGUAGACGGUGUUCCUGACAUUUUCUGCCAAAUUGGACGGUUUGGUGGUAAACUGAGAGAAGUAUGGUGGUCCAGUGAUGAGGAUAAGCAUAGUGCCCACACUUAUAUUCUGCUCAACUGCGAGGAUGUUGUGAUGCGUUCUUUUGAAAGCUUGUUUGUAUCUCAAGUUGAAGAAGCAAUACCAGGAAUAUCCGGAACCGAGGUGGAUGCAAGGAAAGAUAAGCACUUUGUCAAGUGGUUAAAAGGACAGGUUGAUUAUGACGAUCCAUAUUAUCCUGUAUGGUUUCAUGAUUUGAUCCAAGGUCCAGUAGCAAAGGUCACCACAUCAUCUAUGUACUUCACACGAGGUUUCACUUUUCAUACAUAUGAGUAUGGGAGACGUCGGGCAACAAGCAACUACGGAAUAUGUGUGAAAGAUCUUCCCGAAGAUGUGACGGAUGAAGCACGUGAAGAUGAGUUCGAUAGAAGCGAUGAUGAUCAUUGUAGUGAUGUUGAUGAGAACUCAAAUGAUUCUUCAUGA